Molecule: messenger RNA, 4132 nt
Organism: Terrapene triunguis (Three-toed box turtle)
Lineage: Eukaryota; Metazoa; Chordata; Testudines; Emydidae
Product: short transient receptor potential channel 2-like
Exons: 23
Coding region: 266-4132 (1288 amino acids)
Biological process (GO): manganese ion transport; regulation of cytosolic calcium ion concentration; calcium ion transmembrane transport
Cellular component (GO): cation channel complex; membrane; nucleus
Molecular function (GO): inositol 1,4,5 trisphosphate binding; damaged DNA binding; protein binding
Source: RefSeq, a predicted model, not a curated record
CUGUAGCAGUGCGCAGACUCAUUCCUGCGGCGCCUCCUGCUGCUCUCUCAGGGAAUUAGCUCAAUCCAGCCUCCGGAGCGCCCUCUGCAGGCCGGUGAUCCGCCUUGCCGUUUCGGAUCCCUGUGUCCUUCCCAGGACCCCGGUGCCCUUGUCUUGGGUGCUGCCAUCCUGAGACGCUGACGGACCAGAUGGAGUGAGAGAGUGUUUCCGGGAAACCCAGAGGAACCUUGGAGCAGGCAGCUGGGAGUUUUCUGAAGAAUCAGAAAUGGCUCCAGUUAAAAUCAACCAUGUGGUGUCCUUCACCUCUCAGGACCCGAGGUAUCCAGUGGAGAAUCUGCUGCGCGACGAUGGCAUUCACCCUUGGCUGAGCUGCCCCCAGGAUCAGAGCAGGCAGCUGAAAGUGGAGCUGCAGCUGGAACGGGCUAGUCCUAUUGGCUACAUAGACGUAGGGAACUGUGGCUGUGCCUUCCUCCAGGUGGAUGUGGGGCGCUCCUCCUGGGCGCUGGACCAGCCCUAUGUUACCCUGGUGCCCAGCACUACGCUGAUGACGCCGGCUGACUCGAAGCUGGACAGGAACCGCUCCGGGGUCCGGAUGUUUAAAGAGGGGGAUUUCCUGGUGGCGGCACUGGGCGAGAAGUGGGAUCGCGUGAGGAUCACCUGCAGCCAGCCCUUCAACAAGCAGGCCCAAUUUGGCCUCUCAUUCAUCCACAUCCGCACCCCGUUGGACCCCGAUCACAGCCAGGCGGCUCCAGCUCCGCCCCAGACGGGUCUCGAGCCCGCAGCCAGCCCCUGGCUCGCCAGCCCCGCCUUUCGCAGGACGUUUUUCCCGGAGGUGCAGCCGAGCAAGGGGGAGGAGGAGGAACUGAAGAGCCGACUGCAGCUGCUGGAGCCCAGCUGUGGGCCUCAUCCCCGCAGCCCGACCUGUCUCAGCCGGACAGCCAGGAUGGUGCUGUCAGCGGCCCAGUCGCGCAGCCGCACUCUCCAGCCGGGCCCCAGCGCCACCUCUUUGGCCGCUGAGAGAUCGGGGAGCAGCCGGGGACAGCAGGGUGAAGAUCCAGCCGUGAACCGCCCUGUGCAGGAUGUCCAUGACGCUCCACCCCUGAGGAGGGUCCGGGUGAAGCCAAGCAGGAGACGAAGAUCACAAGGCACCGCAGGGAGGUCAAUGCCCAGGCCUGGUACCCAGGGAGGAAGAGCCAGGAGCCGGGGAGGAAGGCCCAGCAAGCUGGAUGAUGGUGGAGAGGCAGGCGGGGAGAUGGGCACAUGCCCCAUCUGUGCAGGCUGCUUCAGCACAGAUCUCCUUCCCGUUCACGCCUCCACCUGUGGGGAAGAUGGCUCCCUUCCAGACACCACCUGGCCAUCCCUGCCACGGGAAGAUCCCCGGCGCGAGGAGCCCCCCGAGGCUUGGGUGCCAUGCCCCAUCUGUGAGUUCCGGUUCAGCACAGCAGAGGUGGAGAGGCACGCCAGCACCUGUGGGGAGCGGGCAGGAGCCCUGGAGACCUCCCAUUCCUGGCUUUGGUUGAUAAAGCAACCCAGCUGGAGGGAGAUAGUCAACAGGAAGCUGAGGUUCCCCAGCGAGCUCCUCGACGCCAUCCAGGAGGGGGACCUGUCGCGGGUGCAGCAGCUGCUGCAGGGGAGCGACGGGAUCCUGCAGCAGCAGGCCGACAGUGAGGACCGCGCGUGGCGGGAAGCCCUCAACCUGGCCAUCCGCGUGGGCGGUGGGGAGAUCACUGGGACCCUGCUGCGCUACGUCAAGUUCGACUUCCGCCAGAUCCACGAGGCCCUGCUGGUCGCCGUGGACACCAACCAGCCCCAGGUGGUGAAGCUGCUGCUGGACCGGCUGGACCAGGAAAAGAGCAUCAAGAUGGACAUCAAGUCCUUCUCCUUGGCCUUCUUCGACCGCUCCAUCGACAACGCCCGCUUCGCCCCUGGCGUGACGCCGCUCACCCUGGCCUGCGAGAAGGACCUCUACGAGAUCGUGGACAUGCUGGUGCAGAAAGGCCACGCCAUCCCCCGGCCCCACAAGAUCUCCUGCACCUGCCUGGAGUGCAGCAACGGCCGCAAGUACGACCUGCUCAAGUUUUCCCUCUUCCGCAUCAACACCUACAAGGGCAUCGCCAGCCGGGCCUACCUCUCCAUCACCAGCGAGGAUGCCAUGCUGACCGCCUUCAAGCUCUGCCGGGAGCUGCAGCGCCUCUCCUGCAAGGAGCCGGAGUUCAAGCCAGAGUACCUCAGCCUGGAGCUCCUGAGCCAGGAGUUUGCCUUUGAGCUGCUGGGUAUGUGCCGUAACCAGAGCGAGGUGACAGCCGUGCUGAACGACCUGGGGGACAGCGAGGAGGAGGAGGAGGAGCUGGACAGCCAGGCCUUCGAGGAGGGCAUCCCCAACCUCGCCCGGCUCCGGCUGGCCGUCAACUACAACCAGAAGAAGUUUGUUGCCCAUCCCAUCUGCCAACAAGUGCUCUCGUCCAUCUGGUGCGGGAACCUGUCAGGCUGGCGCGGGAGCAACACGCUCUGGAAGUUCUUUGUCUCCUGUUCCAUCUUCCUGACCAUGCCCCUCCUGUGCCUGGUGUACUGGAUUGCCCCGAAGUCAUGGGUUGGCAAAAUGCUGAAGAUCCCAGUGAUCAAGUUCCUCCUCCACUCGGCCUCGUAUCUCUGGUUUCUGAUCUUUCUGCUGGUGGAGUCCUUGUUCCUGGAGCACAAGCAUCACAUCUUCUUGGGACGCAAUCAGACCGUGUGGGAGAACUCCCUGCACAUGGUCUGGGUGGCCGGCUUCUUCUGGUACGAGUGCAAGGAGGUGUGGAUCGAGGGGCUGCACAGCUACCUCCUGGAUUUGUGGAACUGCCUGGACAUCGUCAUCCUCAGCCUGUACCUGGCCUCCUUCGCGCUGCGGGUGCUGGUCGCCGGGAGGGGCCACCUGCACUGCCUGGACGCCCCUUCCUCGCCGGAGUGCUACUACUUCACCAGAGCCGGUCGGCACGAGUGGCAGCCCGAAGACCCCCAGUUCGUCGCUGAGGUGCUGUUUGCGGUGACCAGCAUGCUGAGCUUCACCCGCCUGGCCUACAUCCUCCCCGCCCAUGAGUCCCUGGGCACCCUGCAGAUCUCCAUCGGGAAGAUGAUCGACGACAUGAUCCGGUUCAUGUUCAUCCUCAUGAUCAUUCUCACCGCGUUCCUGUGCGGACUCAACAACACCUACGUUUACUACCAGGAGUCCCAGCGGCUGGGGAACUUCAACGAGACGUUUCAGUUCCUGUUCUGGACCAUGUUCGGGAUGGAGGAGUACAGUGUGGUGGAUAUGCCCCAGUACGGCCUGGCGGAGUUCGUGGGGCGGGCGCUCUACGGGAUCUUCACCAUCGUCAUGGUCAUCGUCCUUCUCAACAUGCUCAUCGCCAUGAUCACCAACUCCUUCCAGAAAAUCGAGGACGAUGCGGACGUGGAGUGGAAGUUCGCCCGCUCCAAGCUCUACCUGUCCUACUUCAGGGAGGGCCUGACGCUGCCUGUGCCGUUUAACGUCAUUCCCACACCAAAGUCCCUCUUCUAUUCAGUCAGGGGCAUUGUCAGGUUUGUUUGCUGCUCCAAACCCAAGAGGCAACAGGAUUACCCCCCGAUUCCCACCAUCGCUAAUGCCACCCUGGAGGACGUUGGCCUCGGCGGGAAGAGCUGCCGUUCCUAUCGGCUGCAGGUCAUCAAGGCUCUGGUGCAGCGCUACAUCGACACAGCCAGGCGGGAGUUCGAGGAGAGCAGGAGGAAAGACCUGGGGAACCGUAUCACCGAGCUGAACAAGUCAGUGUCGCGCCUGCACGCGGAGGUGAAGCGCCUGCAUCACAGCCUGCCCGCCCACCCUGCUCCCGCCAGCCCUCUGGAUGGGGCCAGCGUGCUGCACAGAUACAUCCUGCGGGUCCAGGACAACGUCCAGAACUUCAGCCAGGCCGCGGGCAGCUCCGGCCCGGGCUCCCCGGCCCAGGUGAUGGUGCACCAGGAUGGGGCUGCCUGGAACGACCCCCAGCCCUACCCGAAGGCGCUCUCCCUUGGCCCCCAGCACGCGCUGUCUCCUGGGGACGGCGCCGGGGAAGGGGACCAAGCAGUAGAGCCGAGUUCCCAUCCAGCAGAGGAAGCCAACUCCGGCCCCAGCCUCUAG